Humulus lupulus (European hop) is the source of this 1330-nucleotide messenger RNA. RefSeq names its product UPF0481 protein At3g47200-like. The transcript has a single exon. NCBI's taxonomy places the organism in Eukaryota, Viridiplantae, Streptophyta, Magnoliopsida, Rosales, Cannabaceae. The record is from RefSeq and is a predicted model, not a curated record. Bases 2 to 1330 code for a protein of 442 amino acids.
CAUGGCGGGUUAUGGAGAUCAUGAAGCUAUAGAUGUCGAGGAUUUGAUACGUGACUUGCAAAGAAAGGUGUCUGUUGAGAUGGCCAUGCCUUCUCGAUGUAGCAUCUUCAAAAUCCCAACCAUUCUCUCAAGACACAAUCAAAAUGCUUUUUCACCAAAUGCAUUUUCCUUUGGUCCCUUCCACCAUGACAAACACGCCUUAAAACCAACAGAAAAAAUCAAAUCCAAAUAUUUGCUUGGCCUUAUUUCUCGUCUUUCGCAUAUAGAUCCCAGUAACCAUAUCAGUCCAGACACAACAUUGAGAAAUCUCACCGAAGCUCUUAGAGAUGUUCAGGAACAGGCUCUUGAGUAUUAUGCCGAGCCAAUUGGUAUGAGUGAGUAUAAAUUCUUGGAGAUUUUGGUGCUUGAUGGUUGCUUCAUCAUAGAGCUUUUGCGUAAGAAAUCAUAUUUAAAUCUCAGAGAAGAAAACGACCCAAUAUUCUCCAUGUCUUGUAUGCUCCAAUUUCUACAUCAUGAUCUCAUAUUGCUAGAAAACCAAAUGCCUUGGUUUGUGCUUGAGAUUUUGUUUGACUUGACCAAAACUACACCCUUAGACACCAAGCCACUUGUUGAACUUGUCAUUGAUUUCUUUGGUACCAUUUUCUCAACCACGCCCAUGUCCAUUCAACCUCUUCUUUCUCUUAACCCUAACCAUGCAAGCAAACACAUUCUUGAUUUGUUGAGAAAUUUAUUGGUUUCGAAUUCUAAUAAAAGAAAACAAAAAAGUUUAGCAUGGAAGCCUAUGCUUUCAGCUGAGCAACUCAAAGACUCUGGAAUCCAAUUCCGGAAGGACUUGGCAUCAGAAUCCCUUUUGGACAUUAAAUUCUGUAAGAAUAAAGGAAUCUUGUCAAUUCCAACUCUCCUGGUUCAAGAGACCACAGAAACUGUGUUCAGAAACCUCAUCAGCUUGGAGCAGUGUUGCCCUAAUUAUGAGCCCAUAGUCACUUCUUAUGCUGUUCUCUUAGACAACCUCAUCAAUACUAACACAGAUCUUCAAAUACUUAUCAAGAGUGGAGCCAUUAUUAGCUGGUUGAAUGUUGAAGAUGGCACCAGAUUCUUCAACAGACUCUACCUUGACACUUACGUCAAGGAAAACUAUUAUCUUCAGCUUACAAAUGAAGUUGACAACUACAUAUAUUGCCAACGAAGGUUGUUAAACAGAUAUCGAAGAGUGCUUGUACGUGACUAUUUCAAAAACCCUUGGUUAAAUAUUUCAGUCAAUGCUGCCUUUAUCGUACUCGUUCUUAUCUUAUUACACACUGUGUUUACCAUUAUCAAUAUUAAAGGAUAA